Messenger RNA from Cooperia oncophora, 471 nucleotides. The record is from the annotation of a GenBank genome assembly. NCBI's taxonomy places the organism in Eukaryota, Metazoa, Nematoda, Chromadorea, Rhabditida, Trichostrongylidae.
AUGAAGGCUGCACUGAUUUUCUUCUUCUUAUGGAUUAGUCUAUCUGCAUUUAUAGUCAGAUUAUGGGAAUACGAAUGGUCCUACUUCAGUGCUUUCUACUUCUUUUUCACUUCUCUUACCACCAUAGGACUUGGUGAUGUUGUCACGAGAACACCAAACUUCAUCAUUUUCAAUCUAGCGUUGACUUUGGUUGGUCUAUCAGUUGUCGGAUUGUGCUUGGCAAUUGUUCAGGCCAAAGUUCGUUUGGUUUUUGAUCGACUAAUUCGUUCAAUUGAUUCGCAGUAUCGAAUAAGGCAAAUUGAUCCAGAUGUCGCCACGAUGACGUUGAUUCCUGAUGAGAAGGAAGGCAUCAAGCGAUUGAUUGGCGCUCAACCGCUGCAGGAUCGGAUCGUGUUCAUUUUCAUGGACGAGCACAAGAAGUGCAUGCUGAGAGAUCGAUGGAAAUUGCGCAGUGGAAUGGUUAAUCGGUGA